Molecule: messenger RNA, 405 nt
Organism: Clavispora lusitaniae ATCC 42720
Lineage: Eukaryota; Fungi; Ascomycota; Pichiomycetes; Serinales; Metschnikowiaceae
Biological process (GO): mitochondrial proton-transporting ATP synthase complex assembly
Cellular component (GO): mitochondrial matrix
Source: RefSeq, a predicted model, not a curated record
AUGAUCAAGAAACUUGUAAAAGACCUUCAGAAAGAACUCACAGUGGCUCACCGCAAAGCCUUUACCGCUCGUUGGCAAAAGGAUUUGGACAAGAACAAGGCCAGGCUAACAUACGAAAAGUUGCAGCUUAUCCGAAACAGAAAGCCAACCGCCGAAGUGGAAGCCAAACUCAAAGCUCUCGAGUCGGGCAAAAUCGAGUUUCCUCCGUUGAAGAAACAUCAUCUUCGCGAGCUUCUUGAAGCCGAAGAAGACAUCAACAACUUGAAUAAUGUCGUCACCUACUUGAAAAACCAAAGAGUGUACAACGAGCUUCUUGAGAGAUAUAACCCGGGCUUGACCAUGUCACAGCUGGACAAUGUUCGGAAAACCGCCAACAUGGUUGGUUUGUCUGUUCCUGAGAACUGA